Molecule: messenger RNA, 1704 nt
Organism: Dissoconium aciculare CBS 342.82
Lineage: Eukaryota; Fungi; Ascomycota; Dothideomycetes; Mycosphaerellales; Dissoconiaceae
Product: serine/threonine-protein phosphatase 2B catalytic subunit
Exons: 3
Coding region: 1-1704 (567 amino acids)
Biological process (GO): fungal-type cell wall organization; calcineurin-mediated signaling
Cellular component (GO): cytoplasm; calcineurin complex
Molecular function (GO): calmodulin binding; calmodulin-dependent protein phosphatase activity
Source: RefSeq, a predicted model, not a curated record
AUGGGCGACCAAAGCUCUCGCGAUGAGUCGCACCCCGACAACACCCUGCGCGCCGUGCAGAACAAGAAGCAGGUCCCGGAGAUUGACUUCACCCUGCAUACCAUGGAGGAUGGCACACAAGUGAGCACACAAGAGCGAGUAUGCAAAGAUGUACAAGCGCCCGCCUUCAACGUUCCCACCGAAGAUCAGCUACUCUCACCGUCAGAUCGCUCGAAGCCGAAUUUACAAUUCCUGAAGCAGCACCUCUAUCGCGAGGGUCGCCUUACUGAAGAGCAAGCACUAUGGAUCAUCAACUCGGGCACGACACUUUUGCGCGCCGAGCCUAACCUGCUGGAGAUGGAUGCGCCCAUUACAGUAUGUGGUGAUGUACAUGGUCAGUUCUUUGAUCUGAUGAAGCUCUUUGAAGUCGGCGGCGACCCGGCGGAGACACGGUACCUGUUUUUGGGCGACUACGUGGAUCGCGGAUACUUCUCUAUCGAAUGUGUGCUCUAUCUCUGGGCCUUGAAGAUGUGGUACCCGAACACCCUUUGGCUGCUGCGUGGCAACCACGAAUGUCGCCACCUUACAGAUUACUUCACCUUCAAGCUGGAGUGCAAGCACAAGUACAGCGAGAAGGUCUACGAGGCGUGCAUGGAGUCUUUCUGCGCGCUGCCUCUGGCCGCCGUCAUGAACAAACAGUUUCUGUGCAUCCACGGAGGCUUGAGCCCGGAGCUCCACACCCUCGAGGACAUCAAAGCACUUGAUCGCUUCAGAGAGCCACCGACACACGGACUCAUGUGCGAUAUCCUCUGGGCUGAUCCUCUGGAAGAAUUUGGGCAGGAGAAGACGCAAGAGUUCUUCGUCCACAAUCACGUUCGAGGCUGUUCGUACUUCUUCUCCUAUCCUGCCGCUUGUGCUUUCCUGGAGAAGAAUAACCUUCUAUCGAUCAUUCGCGCACACGAGGCCCAGGAUGCAGGCUACAGAAUGUACAGGAAGACACGCACGACCGGCUUUCCGUCUGUGAUGACCAUUUUCUCCGCCCCCAACUACCUCGAUGUCUACAACAACAAGGCCGCCGUCUUGAAGUACGAGAACAACGUCAUGAACAUUCGACAGUUCAAUUCCACACCUCACCCGUACUGGCUGCCAAACUUCAUGGAUGUCUUUACGUGGUCCCUUCCCUUCGUUGGGGAAAAGAUCACCGAUAUGCUCAUCGCUAUCCUCAACACCUGCAGCAAAGAAGAGCUCGAGGAGGAGACACCGCUCACGUCGGAGCCCGCCUCACCGCCAGCGAUCGAGGGUGCCCCUGCUGCUGCGGCCGCGGCACCAUCGCCACUAGACCCGGAGAGCACGGAGUUCAAACGCCGUGCCAUCAAGAACAAGAUCCUCGCCAUCGGUCGUCUCUCACGUGUGUUCCAAGUCUUGCGUGAGGAGUCGGAACGCGUUACUGAGCUCAAGACUGCCACCGGUGGUCGUCUGCCCGCUGGUACGCUCAUGCUCGGCGCGGAGGGUAUCAAACAGGCCAUCAGCUCGUUCGAGGACGCGCGCAAGGUCGAUAUCCAAAACGAGCGGUUGCCUCCGAGCCAUGAGGAGGUGCGCAAAAGCAGCGAAGCCGCGCGGGACGAGGCAUUCAAGCGCGCAUCGAGGGAUGCAGAGAGCGAUCCGGCGCUCGCGACCAUCGCGAGAAGAAUUUCCAUGUCGUCUGGCAGCCGAGCUCGUAAAUAG